AUGACAAACAAAGGAACAGUGAAGACUGAAAUCCACUUCCCAGAAAUAACAGACAAGAAAUUCAUCGACGAGUGUGUGAACCUACACAACAAACAUCGAUCUUCUGUGAAUCCACAAGCAAGCAACAUGCGUCACAUGACAUGGGAUGAGGCACUUGCGGUAACAGCCAGAGCAUGGGCAAGGAAGUGUGUCUUUGAACACAACAUCUAUCUGGGAGAGACAAAGAGGGUUCAUCCCAUCUACACCUCCGUGGGGGAAAACAUCUGGGCGGGAGCCCCACCUGCACAUUUCAGUGUAGAGACUGCCAUAAAUUCCUGGAUGAAAGAGGUCAAGUACUACACCUAUGAUAGCCAUAGCUGCACACGUGUUUGUGGCCACUACACUCAGGUUGUUUGGGCUGACAGUUACAAGGUUGGCUGCGCAGUCCAAGUCUGUCCUGAUGGAGUGUCAAAAACAACGUUCUCCUCUAAAAAAGGCGUUAUAUUUGUUUGUGACUACGCAACAGGGGGAAACUAUAAUGGAGUGAAACCAUACAAGACAGGGAAAUCUUGCAGUGCUUGCAUGGAUGAUACAUGUCAAGACAAACUUUGCUACAAUCCUGAACGUGACAGACUGAAAAGAUACAACUGGAGACCGGACUGGGACCCAGAUUUGGCUUCCUGUGACUCCUUUUGUAAGGCUGUGCUGGCCAUCAGACCCAUCACCCUUGCCUUGACAUUCAUCUCAGUGUACUGCCUGCAGAUCCACUACCCUGAUCUGUUUGCCUAUGAGUAG
Molecule: messenger RNA, 774 nt
Organism: Chanos chanos (milkfish)
Lineage: Eukaryota; Metazoa; Chordata; Actinopteri; Gonorynchiformes; Chanidae
Gene: glipr1a
Product: GLI pathogenesis-related 1a
Exons: 7
Coding region: 1-774 (257 amino acids)
Cellular component (GO): extracellular region
Source: RefSeq, a predicted model, not a curated record